AUGGGGCCCUCCAGCCGGCGCGUGACUGUCAAGAUAGAGGCAGCAGCGCCGCAGAGCAGCAGCAACAGCCGCAGCAGCAGCAGCAGCAGCAGCAGCAGAACGGCUGAAGAGUCGUGCAUUCUGCGGGGAGCUACUUCGGAGCUAGCGCUGUCUGGGUCUGCUGAGGCCUCUAAAAGCUCUGCUGCUGCUGCAGUUGCUGCUGCUGCUGCUGCUGCGCAGCAGCAGCAGCAGGCGGUGUGGGGCCCCACACUGGGGGCCUCAGAUGACGCGGAAUUGGGAGAAAUAAAAAAAGGAAAAAAAGAAAAAGAAAUAAUUCAAUUCUGCGCCAGAGAGAAAGAGAACUCCUCGCGGCCCUCCAUAACUCUGCGGGACUUUGCAAAAGACCCUUUUGGGGAGCGGCGGAAGCUGUUGGAGUUUUUGGAAAAGAAAGUGUGGGGUGAUGGGAUCGCCUCCGAUCCCGAUCCCAGAGGCGAUCCCAGAGGCGAUCCCAGAGACGAUCCCAGAGACGAUCCCAAGGGUUUUUGGGCCUCCUAUGACUUCAGCCAGCAGUGCACAAUUAGGCCAAGUUCUUUGGCUGCAGCAGCAACUUGCGGGCGCAGCCGCAGCAGCAAAAUCGCAGCAGCAGAACAAGACUUGCUGCUGCUGCCCCCAGCAGGGGGCCCCCCAGCAACAGGGGCCCCUCCCGAGGGGGCCCCCCCUGUGGGGCCUUCUCCAGAUGAGGGGCAGCCAGAAGCGGCAGCAGCAGCAACUGCAGCAAACCCCCUGCAGCUGCAAGCAGCAGCGACACAGCAGCAGCAGCCGGUGCAGCAGCAGGUGCAGCAGCAGGCCGCAGAGCAGCAGCAGACAGCAGCAGCACCACCGGCGCAGCAAAAUGGCCCACUGUUCCUGUCCCCGCAGGCGUCUCAAGGGACCCUCCAGCAGCAGCAGCAGCAGCAACAGCAGGUGCAGCAGCAGGUGCAGCAGCAGGUGCAGCAGCAGGUGCAGCAGCAGGCUGUGCCAUCAGCGACAGAGCUGGAGCUGAAAGCCCUGCAGAACGCGUGGUUGCUGCUGCAGCAGCAGCAGCAACUGCUGCUGCGGCUGCAGCAGCAGCAGCAGCAGCAGCUAAUUCAGCCCAGAGUUGCUGCUCUCCGCAGAUAUGGCAUAACACCCUCUGUGGUCUUUGCUGCUGCUGGUGUGGGGCCCCACAAGCAGCUUCUGCAGGAGGGCCCCCUGCUGCAGUUGGGCUCUCGUUCUUGGGGGCCCCUGCCUGUGGGGCUGUCCCGGCAGCAGCAGCAGCAGCUGCUGCUGCAGCAGCAGCAGCGGCUGCUGCAGCAGCACCUGCAGCAGCAGCAGCUGCAGGCCAGGCGGCAAGCCAUAGAGCAGAUCUCCCAAAUCCGCGGCAGACUGGCGCUGCAGCAAGCAGCAGCAGCAACAACAGCAGCAGCAGCAGCGAACAAUAUGCAGCAAGCAGCAGCAGCAGCAAAUAUGCAACAAACAGCAGCAGAACUCUAA
Messenger RNA from Eimeria tenella, 1491 nucleotides. RefSeq lists its product as uncharacterized. The coding region runs from base 1 to 1491 and encodes 496 amino acids. The transcript is spliced from 6 exons. Gene Ontology annotation, molecular function: calcium channel activity. Gene Ontology annotation, biological process: intracellular calcium ion homeostasis; calcium ion transmembrane transport. Lineage: Eukaryota; Apicomplexa; Conoidasida; Eucoccidiorida; Eimeriidae. The record is from RefSeq and is a predicted model, not a curated record.